This is a messenger RNA of Prunus armeniaca (apricot), 384 nucleotides long. The record is from the annotation of a GenBank genome assembly. Lineage: Eukaryota; Viridiplantae; Streptophyta; Magnoliopsida; Rosales; Rosaceae.
AUGUCCGUGCUAGAAUACGAGCACAAGUUCAAUGAAUUAUCCUGGUUUGCCCCUGAACUAAUUCCCACUGAAGAAGAGAAGUGCAGACGCUUUGAGGAGGGUUUAUGGCUGGAUAUUCAAGCAGUGGUCACCGCCACCACUUAUCCUACUAUGAGGGCACUGGCUCAAAUAGCAGAUCGUAUGGCAAAGAAGCUUAGUGCGGGUUCAGCAAGGCUUCGUAGGGAUGCAUCUGGCUUUGGUGGACCGAGUCAAGGUCCAUCAAAGAGGGUGGAUCCAACUCCACUUCAGCAGGCAGUGGAUGGUCCGGAGGACGUGGGUCCAAUUCUAGUAGUCGAAGAUCUGGGCGUAAGCCAGCUUGGAGUCAGCAUUCUGAGCAGCAAUUGA